AUGAUGAGUAACUCUCGGUCAUUCUGCAGCCAAACAAACAUGUCAAUCACUCCGAUCAGAUCAUUGAGAAACGUCACCCCACUUAAGGAGGUACUUCGAAUGGUGGGCCACAGGACAUAUGCUGCAGGCGCUGCUAAAAAGAAAGGCUCCAAAGGUGGUGCAGCUGCAGCUGUACCAAAAGCAUCACUGUUGACCAAAGAAGUAAAAUCCACUACUGUUUUUGGUGCUAACAUUCUGAUGCAGUCGAAAGCUUACGAAAGACACGAGAGUAUAGAAUACUAG
Striga hermonthica is the source of this 282-nucleotide messenger RNA. The record is from the annotation of a GenBank genome assembly. NCBI's taxonomy places the organism in Eukaryota, Viridiplantae, Streptophyta, Magnoliopsida, Lamiales, Orobanchaceae.